Molecule: messenger RNA, 941 nt
Organism: Dendronephthya gigantea
Lineage: Eukaryota; Metazoa; Cnidaria; Anthozoa; Malacalcyonacea; Nephtheidae
Product: methyltransferase-like protein 24
Exons: 3
Coding region: 111-833 (240 amino acids)
Source: RefSeq, a predicted model, not a curated record
UGGAAACAAACGUACGAUCAAUUUCAGACAAAAGUUCGAGCAAGAAAAAUGUUUCAAAACAGUUACAACGAGAAGCAUUACAUGAUAUAUUCUCUUACAAAGAACCACUCAUGGCAGGGACUGGUUCUUUAGUCGAAGAGAUGCGUCGCUAUGAUUUAUUUAUGUCAAGUCAAGGGGUUAUUUGUGAAAAUAUUCGACAUUUUGGAGGAGUAUAUAUGCUGAAUAAAAAUCCUCCUGAAUUUGACCCUGACGGAUCGUGGUAUCUUUGUCUUGAUUCAGAAGUUUCUCUCACCCCUGGAUCAUGCAUUGUUUACUCUAUAGGGAUAAACGAUGAGUGGACAUUUGAUGAUAGCAUAGCAAACUUUGGUUGCCGAGUUUAUGCAUUUGAUCCAACAAUGAAGAAAGAAAGCCAUCUUCGUUCGCCGUUUAUACAGUUCUUUAAAGUCGGCUUAGCAGAUGUUGAUUCAGAAGGAACUCCGGGAGAAUCGGGCAGAGCUGGAUGGAGAACUAGGACGUUGAAAUCUAUAAUCACCGAGCUUCGUCACGAGAAGAGAAAGAUAGAUGUUUUAAAGAUUGAUAUUGAAUGGGAUGAAUGGAAAUGUUUACCCCAAAUGUUGUCAGAUGGAACAUUACGAAAAUAUGUGAAACAACUUGAUGUUGAGUUUCAUGUUGUGGAUCACACACCACUUGGUGUUCGUCGAUAUUAUGGAAUAGUUAAAUGGCUUGACAGACAAGGAUUUAAAAUAGCCAAUAUGCAUAGAAACAUGUAUUGUAGAGAGUGUUAUGAAACUACUUUUAUCAAUACAAAUCUUAUUAAGUUGCCACUUCGAUAAUAUUCAUUGAAGAGGUAACUUAAUAUAGGAUUUGUAUUGAUAAAAGUACGUCGAGAUUACGUAACUAUGUCAGUUUUACAACAUAGAAAUCUGUCUGGUUAGAUAUUU